This is a messenger RNA of Lingula anatina, 2860 nucleotides long. RefSeq lists its product as uncharacterized. The record is from RefSeq and is a predicted model, not a curated record. Lineage: Eukaryota; Metazoa; Brachiopoda; Lingulata; Lingulida; Lingulidae.
UAAACGUUCAUCAGCUGCGAUUCAAGUUUUGAGAUUGGUAAUCUCAUAAAAUACAUUCAUUUGGGGACCUUGAGGGCUACCAGAUACAGCGAAGGACGUGUCACUGCUAGAACAUGGAACAAAGAACGAGUUGGUCACCACUUUUUAGACUCAUAGUUACUCUAUGUGCCGUGCCAGGGUUAACGGCAGCUGACUACGUGAGCCCAGAGUUACUUAUUCGGGGAACCAAUGGGGCAGACGGGCAGCAAGCGUUCGCAGAAAAACGCAUGGACAGAAACAUGCUUUUGAUGGGACUUGGGAAACGAAACGGUCUCGACAAGCAUGUGCUCUUCCAGGGGCUUGGGAAAAGAAACGGUUUGUAUGUAACAGACUUCGGACCAAAUCCUUACACAUUUUCGAAAAGACGUAUGAGUAGGGGCAUGUUGCUGGCUGGGAUUGGUAAAAGAAUGGACCGAAACAUGCUCUUUACUGGGAUUGGGAAACGGCCCAUGGACCGUGCCAUGCUAAUUCAGGGACUUGGCAAGCGCGCUGAUCAUGACUUUCUGUUGUCGAAUCUAGAUGAUGGCGUUGCCGCCGGGAUAGAACGCCGUCAGGACCCGAAGAUGAUUCUCAUGGGUAUAGGCAAAAGAAGCGCUCUCCUCAACAGCCACCCCUACGCUUUGAUGCCCGAAGAAGACGAAUUCGAUUUGAAUCCAAACUUUUCAGAAGACGAUAUCCAAGAUUAUGACCUACAAGAACGGGAUUUGGACAACGCACUGAGGUUCGGCGGACUGGGGAAGAAACGCCGUCGUCGCAGCACUGCCGUCGUCCCAUCGUUAGAAAAAGAUGUCUCAAAACGCGCGGCAGAUGAUUCGGUGUUAUCUGAAGACCAAGUAGUCGACGGUUCAAAACAGAAGAUCACCGCCAAAAAGAGAGGCAUAGACCGGGCAAUGCUGUUCUCCGGAAUGGGUAAACGGGAUUUCAACAAACGCGGUAUGGACAGAAGCAUGCUUUUCUCUGGGGUCGGGAAACGCGGUUUUGACCGAAACAUGCUUUUCACGGGAAUGGGCAAAAGGUCUGACCCUAAGAGAGUGAUGGACUCCCAAAUGCUUCUGGCUGGUCUUGGAAAACGACCCCACGACGAAGACGAAGACGAAGACGUAGACCAUACUGCAAUAUUUAACGAGCUCGCCGACGCCAUGGACCGCGCCGAGAGCCAGAAAAAUGCCUCGGAUGAUGGCAAUAUAAAUACUGUUGACACAGCUGAAGACGAUCGACUUAAAAUACCCUAUAAUUAUAUAUAUGACGAUGACGAUAACAUGAAUGAAAAACGGUACAGCACAAAAAUGUUGCUGACCGGACUCGGCAGACGACAGGAUGACGCCGCCCAGGGCGAGUUUGAUAAGAGAGGAAUCGACCGCUCCAUGUUGUUUUCGGGCGUCGGUAAGCGUCGGUUGUCCAAAAUGCUUCUGACAGGGUUGGGAAAAAGGCGUCUCGAUUCCAGUAUGCUGUUCUCCGGAUUAGGCAAAAGAGGCUAUUCCAAGCUAUUGCUCACAGGACUGGGGAAGAGGCGGUUAGAUUCUAGCAUGUUAUUUUCUGGCCUUGGAAAACGUCGUAUGGAUUCUUCGAUGCUGUUUUCUGGAUUAGGGAAAAGGCGCCUUUCAAACCAAAUGUUGUUCUCUGGCCUUGGGAGACGCGAAACGAAACAGAACGUGGAUAAUUCAAAACGCCUAAAUGAUGACCAAUCAGCUAUUACGUCUGGAAGUGAAAAGCGGACCGUGUCAUAGUUCAGAUGUUUAAGGAAUGAAAGAGACGGUUUCUUAUUUACCUGAGAGUAUGAACACAGCCCAUUGAGGAAAAAAACUGAUAUAGUGUCUUGGUUAUGACCUUCGAAUUUCAGUCGACUUUUGUCAGAUACUGGUAUAUACCAAAAUUGAUAUAGAAGCACUCACAUUUAGUUUGUAUGUUAACACAAUAACGAAAGUGAAAUGUGUCGGAGAAUCAGGGGAAACGUAACUAGCCAUGAUUGCUUUAUCCAUGAUUUCCUCAUUUUUAAGCGAUACAAAGCAAUUUAUGAAAACGAAAUAGGUAAAAUUAAUAUCGGUCCAAGCGGUAUAGCUUUUAUGGCUUAUUUAUAUUUGUUUAUUCAUUGAUUUAACAACUUUUGUCAUCAGUAUUCGAUACAUUUAAAGUUAUUCAUCACAAUUGUUAGUAAUGUUUGUAAACAUGUACCUCCGAUAUUUUUGUUUUCACGACUGAUAAUAACUUUUACUGUUUUUUGAAGUAAUAUUUUAAAAUUUGCGUCUCUUUUAAUUUAUUUGCAAGGAAUAUAUAUUGGAAAUAAUUGUAACUGUAUAGAAAAGCGAAAGAAGUUAAAGCAAAUGUUUUGUUUCAAUUUUGUCACGUUUAUUUAAUAUUCAAGUGCACAGAUUUAAAGAAUCCGGGCAAAUUUUCUUGAAAUUUACCAUUUUACCAUGUAAAUGAGUUGACAUUUCUUGUGUACCCAGCAAUCCUUUAAUUUGAAAUAGUUUUCUUUUAGUUCGUGUAUUAUUUGUACCUUAUUUUUAUCGUAGUCUGUGCCUUAUUCUAAAUACACUGUUAGUCUUAUCAACGCACAACGACUUUAUUUAAUGGAUUGAAAGAAGGGAAUAUUACUCAUUUCUUGGCAUUAUGGCGAAUUCCCUAGCGCUAAUUGACUCUUCUGUCUUGUUUAAACACAAAUGUACUUGAAUUAACAUACUUAAGACUAUUUUCACUUUCAAAUUGCGUCCUUACAUUUUAACAGCGGACAUAAUUUAAUAUUUGACAAUUGGUGCAUUGUUUAAAUUUUGAUACUUAAAACGAGUGUAAUAUCCCAUGAUUGCAAAAUGAUACUUUUAAA